AUUUCUCUCUUUUCAAACGGAAAGGGAAUAGGUAUAUGUAGAUAUUAACUGAUGAAAAACAAUGAUUUUUGAUUUUUGAUCUACGACUUUGAUCAGUUACUUGCACGAUUUAAAGAUAAACAUAAGUAAACAUGGAAAAUAUCAAUAGAUGUCGCAGGUGUUACAACUUUUGAAGUAUGAAAAAUCCUGAUAUGUAUCAAUUCAUGAUACACUGUGAAGAAUGAGCAUACUACUAUCUCACUAAUCAUAAAAAUGUACAAACAUUUCUAGAAAUUUUUCUGUAUAUGUACACAAUCGAUCACAAAAAGAUUCGGACAUUGUACAAUUUCAAUUUCUAAGCUCUAUAUUUUCAGUAAAUGUACAAGGACCAACAAAAAUGUGUUACAUUACGUAUCACUAUACUAUACAUGUAUAGAUAAGUAGAAAAAUAAGUAGUAGAAAAAUCUUUUGAGUUAUUAUUUAUUGUUGUCUAAAUAUUUUCUCUGGUGAGUGCUCGAAUACUUUGUGAUCCAUUGUACUUGCUACUGAUUUAAAGGAUGCCUAACUACAAAAUAAGGUAUUUAGGAUUAAAAAAUGCAGCCUGAUCGCUUUCUCUUUUUUUGCAAAAUGAUAUUUAGGUAAAUUCAUUACUGAGCAAUAUUUAGGCAUGUAUAAGGAGGAAUUGCUACAGUUUACUUUUGUAAACGGGAGAUGCUUGGCAAAUCUUCGCUGAUAAGCUUAUUUUUUAAAAUACAAUCGUGAAACUCGUUCGUCCGGUUCAAGAGAUCUUCAGUAAAAGACAGUCCGCGACUCUCGACUUUCUGAACAUCAGAGCUUCGCUACAAAAUCUCAACAGGCUUUUACUAUGAAAUGAUAAACCAUAUUACGCAUAUACGUAUAUAAUUAUAAAAUUAAUAUAAUACAAUAUAAUAUAAAAUUAUAUAAUCUCCAUCGUAAUAAUAGAUUUCUGUAAACGGGGAUUAUACAUUAACAAGUUGACUCUCCAUUUAUCUGCCUGCAACAAUUUUAGUGAAAUCGUUCGAGUGAAAGUAGAACGUCUCUAUAUGCAGAAGAAACCGUUAUUUGCACACGAGAAAAGUUGGAAAUAUUGCGUCAUAUCGAAUGGUGAAAAAGAAGGUCAUAAUGGUUGCAACUUGAAAGAAAGUAUCGUGAGCCGAGCAUUUGGUUCAACGCAUAUUUCUUUCCAAAUUUCAUUGAUACCUAUCAUUUGACGUAUUUAACACAUUCUACUGUUCUAAGGUGAACGAAGAAUUGUUAAAGUAAUUCGCUUUGCUAUCAAAACGUACCAACCACAAGUAAAGCGACGAUUAUGAAUAGCAAUAUGUAGUUUGAUCCUCCAUUUAAUUCUUAUUUAAUAAAUAAUAAUUCAUACAACAACAGGUAUAAAUUCAGUGAAAUAGGAAAUAAACUGGUUGUCGCGUGCUCGCUAGCGGAAAAUCGAUUGCGCAAAAAGAUUUUGCUGUAAUAGUAAGGUGGAAAAAAUUCAUCCAAGCAUUUGUACUGCGCUUUAGUUUUCCAUCGUAGGUAGAAUAGAGAAGAUUAAAUAGAAAAUCGCGUUAGUAACUUAAGAGAAGAAGGGGAGUGACAAACAAACAUAGGAGGAAGAGGAAAAGGAAAAUAGCUAAUAGCCUCCAUCGGAUACGACCAAGAUUCGAAGAGAACAAAUGAAAGAUGCAACUCGCGUUAGUGAUACGCUUCAUCUUUUCAAUGUUUCUUGUUCUUUGGAUCGUCGAAGUUAAUCGUGCUGCAAGAUUCCUUGGAAGGAGUCGAGCGAUGGUGCGGCGAGUAAGAGUUGGUCUUGAACAUUUGAAAGGGAAAAUUUGCUUUGAAUCAGUUGGCUGCUUUGCGGAUCCACCGCCCCAUUUAACGUUGAAAAGGCCGCCGGAGCAUCCUAGCAUAAUUCAAACGAGAUUUUUAUUGUACACUCGCUCGAGACGAGAAUCCCCUAAAAGCCUUCAAUAUGGUGAUGAUUUGAAAUCCAUUCUUCAAUCAGAAUUUGAUUCGGCGAAAUCUCUGAAAGUUAUAAUUCACGGCUAUAAAGGAAGCGGUAGCGAUACUGGCGCAGUUCUUUUGGUACAGGCUCUUCUGGACUUGGAAGACACAAACGUCUUAGUGCUUGAUUGGACAAGAGGAGCAGCAACGACCUAUUCGGCAGCAGUGGCGAACACGGAACUUGUAGGACGGCAGUUAGGUCUAGCCCUUUUAGACGCUGUUAAUUUGGGUACUCUUGCUGAAAACAUUCACGUGAUUGGCUUUAGUCUCGGAGCUCAUGUGGCUGGCUGUGCGUCAGAGAUCCUCAAGAAGAACAGUAUUCUUCUAGGUCGUAUAACAGGCCUAGAUCCUGCGUCACCCUUUUUCAGAAAUCAUCUGGUUAGGGAGAAGUCCAGGAAAUUAGACGCUACCGAUGCUCGGUUAGUAGAUGUGAUUCAUACGGAUGGAUCCCAGGACUUUGCAGAUGGAUUUGGUCUUUUAAAGCCACUUGGUCACAUCGAUUUCUUUCCGAACGGCGGUAGAGAGCAGUCAGGUUGCAAGGAUGUGAAGAAUUCUGUUGUUGUUAGCCAUUUGAAAGAGGAUAUGUUAACGAAAGAGAUCGCUUGUAGUCAUUUAAGAGCUUGGGCAUAUUUUUUGGAAAGCAUACGUACAACGAAUGAAUCUUGUAAAUUUAUUGCUUGGCCUUGUCCCCAAGGAACGAUCUCGUAUACGAAUGGAAUGUGUUUCCCUAUGGAAUCUACGCUAUGGUCCCAAGAAAUGGGCUACCGAGCUAAUCACGGUCCUUUAGGAAUUUAUUAUUUGCCCACGAGAGAUAAAGAACCAUUUUGUGGCCAUCCUUUGAGAGCAUCGGUGACAAUUUCAGAAACGAUGACAAAGACAUUAGGAAUGUUAUUUUUAAAGAUUGUGGAACGUGAUUCAACAAUAAAUUUCAAGUUUCGAUGCACGAUACCUACUCGAAGAAAUAAAUCGACGACAUUCUACGAUAUUGGUGCAGCAGAAUUUCAAUUUUUGUCGAAAAACCGAUCAACGAUAGAAGCACAUAUUUGGUACCAAACAGAUAAAGAUGAAAAAAACGAAGAUGCGACUAUAAUUUCUAACUCGAAUAUGUUGUUAAUAGACGCUCUUACUCUUGAGGAUAGAAAAGGCAACAAAUGGAAAUAUUGUACUCGAAAUACUGCCCUAAAUUUCGAAGAAAAUUUGAUAAUACUUCGUCAAGAUCAGUGCGCCUUUUUAUAAGAAUAAACUCAUUUAUGUAGAAAAGACAAGUUGUUUUAAUAAAAUAUUUAUUAUAUGCAAAAUACUAAAGAAAAUAAAAAAAGGUGCGGAUAAAAAAAUUCUUGUUAAUUCAGCAAUUUUCUAAUAAUAAAUUUUAUCAUCAAUUUCUAUAAUGUA
Bombus pascuorum is the source of this 3384-nucleotide messenger RNA. RefSeq names its product pancreatic triacylglycerol lipase-like. Bases 1672 to 3228 code for a protein of 518 amino acids. Gene Ontology annotation, molecular function: lipase activity. Gene Ontology annotation, biological process: lipid metabolic process. The record is from RefSeq and is a predicted model, not a curated record. NCBI's taxonomy places the organism in Eukaryota, Metazoa, Arthropoda, Insecta, Hymenoptera, Apidae. The transcript is spliced from 8 exons.